AUGUUGAAGCGAAGGUCCAAUUCAUAUGGCAGAGCCAGAGAUAGCUCCAAUACGGCGCCGUCUUCGACGUCAACGGACGAGGAAGUUGCGUGGGAAAUGAGACCCGGAGGAAUGUUGGUUCAGAAAAGAGGUGAGAAAUCGGACGUUCCGGCUCCGAAUUUACGGCUUCGGAUUGCUUUCGGUGCUCUGCGGUACGAGAUCUCGGCAGCUUCUCAAUCCACCUUCGGGGAGUUGAAGAAGGUUCUGACUGCAGAGACAGGGUUACAGCCUGGCGAGCAGAGGCUAUUAUUCAGAGGAAAAGAGCGAGAAAACGGUGAGUAUUUGGACAUGUGCGGGGUCAAAGACCGGUCAAAAGUCAUACUGAUCCAGGACCCAGCGAGCAUCGAGAGAAGGGCCGAUGAGAUGCGUCGAAAUGCUAAGAUCCAGAGCGCACAUCGCGCCAUAUCGGACGUGUCCGUGGAGGUCGAUAAGCUCGCGGAGCAGGUCUCUGCAAUUGAAAAAUCCAUCUCAAAUGGAGUCAAAGUAGCAGAAGUUCAGAUCACAACGCUGAUUGAGAUGCUCAUGAGGCAAGCCAUCAAGCUGGACAACAUUUCUGCGGAAGGAGAUGCUGUUGCUUCAAAAACUUUGCAGGGCAAGAGGGUGCAGAAAUGCGUAGAAAGUUUGGAUGUGAUGAAGAUAUCAAAUGCAAAUGUAAAGCCUGUUGUUGUGACGACCAAGUGGGAGACAUUUGAACCCCCUCCAACCACACCCCAAUGGGAAUUUUUUGAGUGA
Molecule: messenger RNA, 771 nt
Organism: Prunus armeniaca (apricot)
Lineage: Eukaryota; Viridiplantae; Streptophyta; Magnoliopsida; Rosales; Rosaceae
Source: the annotation of a GenBank genome assembly